Messenger RNA from Lathyrus sativus (Indian pea), 690 nucleotides. Lineage: Eukaryota; Viridiplantae; Streptophyta; Magnoliopsida; Fabales; Fabaceae. The record is from the annotation of a GenBank genome assembly.
AUGAUAACACGUUAUCCUUCUCAUCCUCUUCUUCUUGUUCAUCACAAUCCAUCACCCUUCGAAUCUCUCACUUUGCCACCACAACGCUCACAUCAUGUUCGAACAUUAUUACUACCCAAAACGCUGUCGUGUCACCUCUCUCCAUCACACAACACUUUCAGUUCCAAACCUUUGCAUUUUGCUCUAUCCGGUGCCCUCUCACUUUGUUUAUUAUUCGGAGGUGCUGAAAUAGCCGAGGCAGCAAAAGUUGGUGUCAAUAAGCCAGAAUUGCUUCCUAAAGAGUUUACUACAGUCAUUGAUGUUGCCGGAUUCCUCUCCGAUGGUCAGGAGAAAAGACUAGCACAAGAGAUUUCUGCUCUUGAAAAAGAUACUGGAUACAAGUUGAGAGUCUUGGCCCAGAACUAUCCGGAUACUCCAGGUUUGGCUGUCAAAGAUUUCUGGCAAGUAGAUGACAGUACAGUUGUUUUUGUUGCUGAUCCCACAUUUGGCAAUAUACUGAAUUUCAACGUUGGUGCUUCAGUAGAUUUGGACAUCCCGCGUAGUUUCUGGAGUCGUUUGGCAGGCAAGUAUGGGAACAUUUUCUAUUGGAGGGAGAAGGGGGAAGAUGCAUCUAUUGAAUCAGCAGUCAUGGCAAUUUCAAAUUGCUUGAGAGAACCAGUUGGGCCUAAUAAUUGUUCAGAGGUGAAAUAA